CAACAAAGCCAAACAAGACCUUCCGAGAGAGAGAGAGAGAGACAGUGCCACUCCGUCAUCGCUUGCUUUGCUGCUCACUUGCUCUUCCUCCAAGAGAGGCAAGGGAGACCUGCGCCGCCGCGGCCGCCCGCAGCACCAAGCGCCCCGGCGAGCCCUCCCUCUCCUCCACGGUGAAGGCUCCUCCGUCUGUUCGCCCGGGCCGGAGACCAGAUCAGCCAGCCGCACAAACCCUAGACACCACCGCUGCCACAACACGCAAGGCCGGCCACCCUCUCGGAUCUCGCCUCCGCUUGACCUCAUUCCGCUGCUAGUCGGGCCGCUUCUUGCGGGGGCUGCCUGUCCUCGAUUCGUCGGAAUUCCAGUGCCUCUCCCGGUUCCAGAUGUCCGGGGAGGAGGAGGAGGCGCUGGGGUUCAGGGAGGACGACGCCCUCAGGUUCAUCUUCGGCGACAGCAUCGCCGGGAUGGACGACGACGCCGGCUUCGACAGAUCGCUCGUGGAGCUCCGCGUGUUUAAGGAAGUCUUCUCCUCCGGUGUCAACCACCACCUGCAUCCGCAUGCGCACAUGGAGGGCCAUUUCAAGGUGGCCGAGACAUCGCUGCUUUCCUCAUUGUCUGCACAGCAGCAGCAGCCCGCUGAUGCACUGCAAGCCGGAGUACUGGACACCAAGGUCGAGGAGCCUCCACGGUUGUGCAGCGAGGGCAUUGAGACUGACCGGAUGGAUGCCAGGGCGGCUCGUGGUGCCGGGGAGGAGCAUGCACAUUCUCAUGGUAGCUUGGAUGGCACAGUGGAUCCUCUUGUUGAGCAUAAUGCACAUUGCCGCAGCGAGCUGAAUGGGGUUGAUGAAUUGGCCCUCGAGUUGGAUGCCGCCUUGCAGGGUUUCUUGGGAUACUGGCCAGAUGGACCUAGGUGUGCGACCGAUGAUGUGGUCGGGGGCUUUAACCAGCAGCAAGUUUUCCGUGCAGCUGUUGUUGGAAACAAUGCGGAUGUGCACAUGCAAGCAAUGGUUGAGGACAGCGUAGCAGCUGGGUUGAGCGACGCGGUCGGGUUUGGUUGCAGCACCAGCACCAGCGGGGUUGAUGAUCCCAUGCCGUCCUACAUGGAUGCUUUAGCAGAUUUUUCACGGUUCCAGAGCGACACGUCUCUUUCCGAUCCAUUUCUAUAUCAGUGGCUACAUGAUCAGCAACCAUUCCCGAGCGAUGCCUCUUGCUUAAGUUAUGAUCAAGGACAAAUUGUUGACACUAGUCAAGUGCUAUAUACAUAUAGUGGGGCAGAUUUGUCCGAAAGAGGAGCAGAAGAAUACCCAUUUUACAACAAAUCAGCCCAUGAUACUGCAAUGCCACCUCGCCUAUCCAAUGAUUGUAUUGGCUCUGGGCAGUUUGUUGAACUUGACAACCUUUGUGAGAAGGGUACGCCCGAUCCAAAUACCAGUUCACUAGAUGAUGUUGAUGUUCCUCAAUGCAGCAACCUACAGUCUGUACCACCUGUUGUUGGUUCCAAGAGGACUUUAAGCAGAGAUCUUCCUGAUCAGUUGGAAGCACAUGCACACUGCCUUUUCAUUGAUGCUGGCUGGACUAUCAAGCCACGCAAAAGGAAUGACAGAGCUAAGAUGGCAUCGUAUUUCACAGCACCACACCGUGAAGUGGUUCUUAGCUCACUUACUCAGGCUUGGAAGUUUUGUGGUAACAAAUUAUAUGAAGCAUCUGUAGGUUCAGAACGGGGAAAGCAUCCGAAGGAGUGGUCAGAUGUUGAUACGUUUUGGAAGGACCUCACAGAUACGAUGGAGUGUAUCCAAAAGAUACUUGUGAACCAACAAAAUGCACUUACACUUCUUCAACGGUGGGAGCUUUUGGAUCCUUUCAUUGCUGUCGUGUUCAUCAGUAGGAAAGUUACUGCUCUGCAACAAUGUAAAACUCUUAGAGCUGUCGAUAGUUCAACCUUUGUUCUCGAUGACAACAAGCAAAUGUCCUCAGAAAGUAAAAGCACACAGAAAGCCAGUAAUUCAUCAACCACCUGUAUGGUUCGAUCUACCCCUGUGAUCACAGAAUCUGACUGCAGCGCACGAGCAAUUGAGACCUGCAACAGGAGUCAGGCUCUACAGAGCAGUCAUGAUCUCAAAGGUGGUCUCUAUGGAGAGAUUAAUUUGAAGAGUGGCCGCACACAGGGUCAGGAUUGUGAGGCAAGUGACCGAACAGAGAAUCGCAUUAAAGAAAGCACUGAAACCCGGCAAGUUUGCUCUGGAGCAAAGCUCGUCAAUAAUUCGGUGAAAAAAGCAAGGAAGAAGCCUGAAGUGAUACCUUAUAUUGAUGCAAAUUGUUUAGAUGGGCUGUACGCUCAAAGCUUUAUGCAGCAUACUAUGGAAAAUAUAUUUAACCAAGAGAACAAUGUAGCAAUUCUGGACUUCUCCAAUCCAGAUAACAUUAACCUCUCUGGAAGACAUUCUAUCUGUCCAGCUGUUGGCACAUUGAAAAAGCAUCUGAGAGCUGAGUCCAGAUCAGCAAAGCUAAGUGGAAACAACCAAAUCAACAAACCUAACGUGUUGUUUCCUUCAGAGAGCAAGCAAAUGAGUAUGUUAAGAGGUGAUACUGUUAAAGAACCGCACACGAUCUCAGAACCUGAUCCUAAUGAAAGGGUGCCAGAUGCCAAUGAAAUUGUCCCUGUAGAAAUGGUCACAAUCUCCGAACCUGAUUCUAAUGCAAGGGAGUCAGAUGCCAAUGAAAUCGUCACUAUAGAAAUGGUCCACAAGAACUUGCCGUCGUCAAAGGAAUCAUCUCUUGGAAUCCCUCCCAAGGAUUCACACAAUGUUCCAACUGACAGUGCUGUUCCUCUUGAAUCAUGCCAUGAAUCUAAUGCUGCUCUCCUGAAAACUGAUCUAUCUCGUGAGUCACAAAUCUGCAAGACGGUUGCUGCUAAAAGGAAACCUGAAGGUUGUGAUAAGUAUGCCAAGAAAAGACCUCGUGAGUUACGUAUCAAUGACGAUGACCUUUUGAUCGCAGCUAUUGUUAAAAACAGGGAUGCUGGCUCCUACCACAAAUUUGCUGCAGGCUCAUCUUUUUCGGUUGCAAAGAAAUUUAAAAGCCAAAAGAGAGGCAGCAAGCUAUUUGUUCGAACAUGUGGAAAAGGAGGGACAAACCUAUUGGGUGGGAAGAGAAUAAGUUUGGCACGGAAAACUGUGCUCUGUUGGUUGAUUGCCACAGGCUUUCUGACUGUAAAAGAUGUUAUUCAGUACAGGAAUCUGAGGAGCAAUGAAGUUAUUAAGGAUGGGCAGGUUACCUGGGAAGGCAUUCUUUGCAACUGUUGCACAAAGACAUUAUCUAUAUCAGACUUCAAGGCUCAUGCUGGUUGCCGGCUGCGUUUGUCCUCAUUAGGCCUCUUUCUGCAGUCUGGCAAGUCGUAUACUCUAUGCCAGGUUGAGGCUUGGUCUGCUGAAUUGAUGAGCAGGAGAAGUGAUGCAUAUGGUAGGAAAGUAGAGGCGGUGGAUGAAAAUGAUGAUACAUGCGGUUUCUGUGGAGAUGGUGGUGAAUUACUUUGCUGUGACAAUUGCCCAUCAACGUAUCAUGAAGCUUGCUUGUCUUCUCAGGAGCUUCCAGAAGGCAGUUGGUACUGCCAUAAUUGCACAUGCCGGAGCUGUGGGAAUCCAGUUAACGAAAAGGAGGUUUCAUCAUUCUCAGAUAUCUUGAAAUGUCUGCAGUGUGGAGAUGCAUACCAUAACACUUGUAUUGAUCGUGUGAUGCUGCCCUCUGAUGGUAAAAGAUCUGACACAUGGUUUUGCGGGAGAUACUGUAAGGAGAUAUUCAUGGGAUUACACAGUCAAGUUGGCGUAGAGAAUGUAAUUAACAAUGAUCUUUCAUGGACCAUAUUGAGGUGUAACAGUGAUGGUCAGAGGCUACAUUCUGCCCAGAAGAUUGGCCUUAUGACCGAAUGUAAUACCAAAUUGGCAGUGGCUCUUACUUUAUUGGAGGAAUGUUUCAUUCGUAUGGUGGAUCCUAGAACUGGUGUUGACAUGAUACCACACGUCUUGUACAAUAAGGGAUCAAACUUUGCGCGCUUGGAUUAUAAGGGAUUCUACACUGUAAUCCUGGAGAAAGGUGAUGAGAUACUAUGCGUAGCAUCUAUCAGGUUACACGGGACCAAAGCAGCUGAGCUGCCUUUCAUUGCUACUUCUGUGGAUUAUCGCCGUCAAGGGAUGUGCCGAAGACUGUUGGAUAUCAUUGAAAAGAUGCUGAGAUCAUUUCACGUUGAAAUGUUGGUCCUUUCUGCCAUUCCAGAGUUGGUUAAUACAUGGGUCUCAGGAUUUGGUUUCAAACCUAUCGAGGAUGAUGAGAAGAAACAACUACGUAAUGUUAACUUGAUGUUAUUUCCUGGGGCAUCCUUGCUAACCAAAAGGUUUGAUGGAAUUAUAACUGCAAAACCAGAUUUUUGUAAUUACGCAGAGAAGGAAAAAGGUGCAUGUAAUGUCUCUGUAUUAACUAAUGACAAAUGUUUGCCUAAUGGGAAAGCAAAUGAGCAUCUUGUAUUCCAUGAGCUUGAAUUGCCAGAAAAGAAGUUGAAUUCUGAGGUUGAAAUGAAUGGUUCUUUCAGAACACUGAAACAUGAAUGUGGUCCUGCAGCAUGGUUUAAUUCCGCUAAGCUAACUGUUGGGGAAGUGUGAUUUUAUCACAAAAUCAAACAUCCAGGCUCUAUCCUUUUUGGUCGCUGUGUUAGUCAACUGUCGUGCUGAUCUAUGUCUGAACUUAAAGUUGUGACUGCGCAAUUAUAUUGAAGCGUGCUGCUGUGCCUCAAUGUGGUGUGAUGGAUGUUCAUUCAUGCAAUAACCAAGCAGCGACAUUUUCGGAAGAAGUCGUCAUCAAAGCCAGCAUGUUGACGAAUCAGAAGAGAUAGUCAUCCAAGAAUAUUCAUCGCAAUACGGCUCCAGUACCUAAGCUGAGAAAAGAUUGGGGCACAAUGGGACUGGUAAUGCAUGAAGACCCUCAAGUCCAUUUGCAUGGCACAGAAUCGGUGCUGCUGAAACAGGAUAAACAUUGGAGUGUUGGACCCUUGAGGGUAUGGAUGCGAGCAAUUUGUAGAGCCACCUAAGUAAGAUGUUUCAGUGUUGGACCUGGUCUGCAUACAAGCACCGACGGCAUCCUGUCAAGACUCGCAGGGCGUAAUUGCUGAUGGCUGAGGCGAACAAAGAGUCCAUUGAUCAGAUAUGCAAGCAAGAGCAACUGCACUGCAGAACAAGCAAAACCUUGUUGGGUUCCGUUCAUGUGGAGCUGCCAUCCAAAACCUCCAAGUCUGUAGUAUAAAUUUUGGCAGAGCCUGCCUGAAUUCUAGUACAUCUUUGCAUGAUGCUUGGCCCUGUUUUGUCCUGUUUUCUAGAGCAAUGUAUUAUAAAUUUCGGCAGAGCAAAUCAUACUUUUGUAUCCUUGAUCCUUACUGCAAUAUAUGCGGGCUGUUUUACAAAUAAAUAAAUAGAGUUGAUAGAACA
Brachypodium distachyon (stiff brome) is the source of this 5468-nucleotide messenger RNA. RefSeq lists its product as uncharacterized. Bases 381 to 4649 code for a protein of 1422 amino acids. Gene Ontology annotation, molecular function: acyltransferase activity, transferring groups other than amino-acyl groups. The record is from RefSeq and is a predicted model, not a curated record. The transcript is spliced from 12 exons. Lineage: Eukaryota; Viridiplantae; Streptophyta; Magnoliopsida; Poales; Poaceae.